Molecule: messenger RNA, 757 nt
Organism: Mangifera indica (mango)
Lineage: Eukaryota; Viridiplantae; Streptophyta; Magnoliopsida; Sapindales; Anacardiaceae
Exons: 4
Coding region: 48-503 (151 amino acids)
Source: RefSeq, a predicted model, not a curated record
AAAAUAUAACAUAAGAGAUUUCAUCAGUUGUCUGUAAUCUGUGGAAAAUGGCACGCAGGGCAACUGGAUAUUGGAAAUCAAUGCUGAGUCGAUUGGGUGGAAACCGCCCAUUUGCAACAUCAACAACUCCCAAGGUGAAGCAGUUUGCACAAAGUGCUGGCUCUCAAGCAAAAGAGUCUUACAAGAAGUUUGCAUUGACAGGCGAAUUUGCACCAAUUUAUAUUGUUCUGGGAAUGUUGGUUGUGGCACUGUCAAUAGGGACACACACAGCAAAACAGCAAUUGGUACAUAAUCCUAAUGUUAGCUUAAGCAAGAAGAAAAGGGGAUCGAUAUCGGAGGCUGAUGAUCCUGAUCGUGCUGUUAAUAUGUCAGAUAAAUUUCUGAAUAAAUCCUUCCUGAGGAAGGUAGCUCAUAUCCAGGACAAGAAGCAGAAUCUCCCGGAAACCAGCCCUCGAAAUGCAGAGACACUAAAGGCUGCCGGAGUGAAUCCAAGGCACUCCUGAGAAGAAAAAUUGAUCAUAACAUCUCUCAACUCUGAAAUUUGUGGGUUCUUGAGUUGUGGCAAAAUCCAGGAUGCUGUCAAAUUGUACACAGAACAGCCUCAGUUUUCUUUCUGCUGGGAUCAUAGAUUCUGUUAUGGUAUUAGACUAUUAGUUUCUAAAUGAGCCCCUUUGUCAUCAGAAUUCCGAGUUAGGCUCUCUGAAUCCUUCUGUUAUGGAUUUAUUCUUCUAAUAGAACAGGCACCACCCCUUUUUCA